AUGGACCAGAUUCGAUCCUAUACGGCCAUAGCUUCAUUAUUUAUAGAGCCAAACAAAACCAAAUAUAUCAUCGUUCGUCACGAAAUACGGACACGGCUUAUGGAAAACAAACGCAAGGUGCAAGAUGAGGGACAAGACGAGCGAAAAGGCGACGCCGAUGACAGUACUAGUACCAGUAUUGAACAGCCGUCGCCGAAACGUGCCCGCUCAACGUCGUUGCCUGAUGUUAAUGCCUUUUUUGGGGGGAACCACCUCGCCUUUCUUCCCAAGCAGUGCAGCGAUGAUAACAAGGCUUUUAUACUCAAUCUCCUCGUUAAUCGACUCUCCACGGACUCCCAGUGGGAGAAGGUCCUCAAGCCCGAAUUCAAGCGUUGGGAGCAUUGCGAGGACGCUAUAAAGGACGCUGCCGAUUUGGGGAACCUUAUCAGCGAUUGUUUCGAGAAGAGUGAUUGGAGACCACUCUUCGAGGACUCAAGAUUGCGAUAUCAACUCUCCCCUUCAACUAGUUUUAAUACAUCAUACCCAGCAGAAGACAUACAAUAUUUCAAAGAAGCGUUUGAAAAGAAUUACCGUUCCUCACACCCCGAUAUUCUCCUUUCUGCCAUGGACCUGUACCAUCUAGAUGAGACUUAUUAUAAUCGCUCGUUUUCUGUUGUACAAUCGUCGGGAAUGGGCAAAUCGCGCCUGGUGGAUCACUCUGCCACCCUUCGGUUCACGAUUCCUUUCAAUAUCCAACAAGAUAUCCAGUCCGGUGGGAGGGUAUACCCUCCAUCUGACCGUAAAGUGCGCGACUUUAUCACGGCAACAUUCGAAAACGAAGUGGAUGCCGUGACAUGGCCUCUUGUCUUCUUGCAAGCCCUCUUUACUGAAACGGUCGUCCAACUCAAAAAUUACAAGAAGGGACAGCCACAAGCGAUUGCUCGUUUAUGGUACGACUGGAUGAAGAAGGAGUCGACCGUAUAUGAAGUUGGGAAAGAGAGAACCAAGUUCUAUGAUCGAGUGGAACAUGAAGCUAGGAAGCUGGCAGGGCUAAAACCCACAAACGUCCAAAACCCUCUCAGGGAACGUAGAACGGCUUUGAGAGCUGCAGCCACAUCACUUGUCGAGCGUUUACAGGAUCUUUACGGGAGGGUGACAGAUAAAUUUUGUGCGAUUGUCUACUUUGACGAAGCCCACACCCUGUUUCCGUCGAAUGGUGGACUACAUAAAUGCACGCCUUACUUUGCUCUGAUGACCGUCUUAAAUAUGAUACGCGACAAGCGGAUCUUCUUCGUUUUCCUGUCCACGAACCCAAGCCUUCAAACAUUCGCACCAAACCAUGCAUUAUACCCAUCCAUUCGCGUUCAAAACAGCUACAGACUCAUCCCACCCUUUUUCGAGCUUCCAUUUGAUACCUUUUCUCGAGGCUUUACGACACAGGCAAAGGCAGAGGGAAAGUUGACACUUGCAGGAGUUUGCGACCUGGGACAGAUGGCCAAGUUUGGUCGCCCGAUGUAA
Messenger RNA from Marasmius oreades (fairy-ring Marasmius), 1497 nucleotides. RefSeq lists its product as uncharacterized. Bases 1 to 1497 code for a protein of 498 amino acids. The transcript is spliced from 7 exons. Lineage: Eukaryota; Fungi; Basidiomycota; Agaricomycetes; Agaricales; Marasmiaceae. The record is from RefSeq and is a predicted model, not a curated record.